Molecule: messenger RNA, 729 nt
Organism: Drosophila mauritiana
Lineage: Eukaryota; Metazoa; Arthropoda; Insecta; Diptera; Drosophilidae
Exons: 1
Coding region: 226-729 (167 amino acids)
Source: RefSeq, a predicted model, not a curated record
AAUGUAAGAUUUUAAAACUAAAAAAUAACGGAGCCACAUAAGGGUUAACAUAGUUACAAGCUUCGAUAAGUAACUGUUUAAUUCCCGAUUUUUUGUGAGUCCAUUUAUUAGUUAGCUUGGAUUUUCAGUUAUAAACUAUAGCAGAUAGAAAUUAUAAUGAAUUUAUAAAUAUGCUAUUAUUAUAUUGAUUAUUGGCACGAGAAUCUAGAUUUAACACUCGGCGAAAUGGGUAAUACAAAUACAUUCAAGGACAUGAAGGAUUACCCAACGAAAAUCACUAUAAUUACAGAUAGGAAUAAUGAAUUGCAAAAUAAGCUAUCCACAAGCAAUGAUAAAUAUCUGGACUUAAAGCAUGAAAUAAUGGAAGUUAAAGUUGAGGAUCUGGCAAACCAAGAUAUUGAGAUGGAAGAUCAGGUACCAAAGGAUCUGGAGAAGCGAGCUGCGAAUCACAAUCAUGAAAAGCAGUGCGUCGGAAACCAGUUGCCAACUAGAAACCCCGGCCAAUCGACUCCACCUCGUCCAAGUCGCGUGAUUCCACCCAUGCCGUCGGAGGAAACGAUGCGCCACUCCAUAGCCGACAACCUGAUGGAGAUCCUGGUAAAUAUGUCUAAUCCGCAGCAUCGACAACAGUGCUUCUCCCUCUUGCAGGUGGGCGAUGCUCUGCAGGCACGCAGCCGAAUCCUGGGCAUUCUGCAGCAAAUCGACGAGAGGCGGAUAACGCGCAACUGA